Messenger RNA from Beta vulgaris subsp. vulgaris (sugar beet), 429 nucleotides. RefSeq lists its product as uncharacterized. The record is from RefSeq and is a predicted model, not a curated record. NCBI's taxonomy places the organism in Eukaryota, Viridiplantae, Streptophyta, Magnoliopsida, Caryophyllales, Amaranthaceae. The transcript has a single exon. Bases 1 to 429 code for a protein of 142 amino acids.
AUGGCUGGUGGUUCAAAGGUGACUUUGCCAUCCUCUUCUCCCUCUUUUUCCUCUUCUCUUUCCUCUCUAUCUAAUGCAAAUAUCAAACAGAAUCUCCCUAUCACUCUCGAUAUGGAGAACGUUCAAUAUUCCACGUGGGCAGAAUUAUUCAAAAUACAUGCACGUUCAAAUCGUGUUAUACAUCACAUUCUUCCGUCAUCGAAAACAAAGGCUCUGCCUACUAAUGAAGAAAAGGAAGAAUGGACUACUGUUGAUGCUACGAUGUUCAAAUGGAUCUACAGCACAAUUUCGGAGGAUCUCCUUAACACCAUUCUGGAGCCUGAUUCUACAGCGCAAGGGGGUUGGGAGCGACUACGACACAUUUUUCAAGACAAUAAAACGUCCCGGGCAGCCAUUCUCGAACAGGAAUUUUCCAACACCUCUAUGUAG